AUGUGGACGUGCCGGCGGCUCCCACCCCGCCCCUCCCGCGAGUCCUUCGCUGCGCAGCACGUGCACGAGCGCCGUGCCGUCGAGGCAACUGUUGCGGUGGCCAACCGAAUUACUUUCGAACGCCCCUGCCGCCGGACGAGCGGCACGCGCCUCCAUCCGUGCACCGACGCACCCGCCGCCGACGCCGCGGCAGUUGGUGGCUUUCCUGCCGCGCACGCAUCAUGCGAGACGCCGUGCAAAGUGACGCUGCCUCCAGCAGGCGUCGCUCAGUUUUUCUUUCGUUUCUCUUGGUGCAGCGCGACUGCCUACGCCUCCGUGGCGGCGACAGAAUAA
Messenger RNA from Trypanosoma conorhini, 333 nucleotides. RefSeq lists its product as uncharacterized. The record is from RefSeq and is a predicted model, not a curated record. Lineage: Eukaryota; Euglenozoa; Kinetoplastea; Trypanosomatida; Trypanosomatidae. The coding region runs from base 1 to 333 and encodes 110 amino acids. The transcript has a single exon.